Ciona intestinalis (vase tunicate) is the source of this 2151-nucleotide messenger RNA. RefSeq lists its product as uncharacterized. The record is from RefSeq and is a predicted model, not a curated record. Lineage: Eukaryota; Metazoa; Chordata; Ascidiacea; Phlebobranchia; Cionidae. Gene Ontology annotation, biological process: protein O-linked glycosylation via fucose. Gene Ontology annotation, molecular function: peptide-O-fucosyltransferase activity.
AGUAUUUCAAAUAACGAUUGGCGUGUUAACCUACUUGGUGACUUUGUAUACUUCAGAUUAUGAGAUGUAUGGUUAAUGUUAGAAGGUGUAUACCAUGGACGAUACUAACUGCUGUUCUAAGCACGAUCGCUUGCAUCUUGUUAUACUCUAAAAAACUGCAAUGGACUGAAUCAAGUUUAUUGCUGUUUCAACACCAAAGAAGCUCAGGCGUAAAGUAUGUUGUAAACGCUGGCUUCACUGUUAAAACCACAGCUACACAACAUGGCGUCGGCACUGUAACGACGGAAACUUCCAGCAGUGUGAUAGAUACGUUACGUUCUGAUGUCGUACUGGUCACAAAAGUAACAAAUAUACUGGAACCAAAAACUCAUGAGACCCAACAGAAGCGGGACUGUCCUUUGAAAAUCUACCAGGACGUUACGAACAUUAAACCACGCGUAUCACUUGACCCAAACAAGUUUCUUCUUCCGUGGUUACUAUGGGGACCUAAUAAUCAAUUGGUUGGAUUUCGGGAGUCAGUUUUUCUAGCAAUCAAACUCAACAGAACAUUGGUGAUACCACAUUUUGCACCUCAAUACAACGACCACGGUCGACAAGGACUGCGUGUGGUGUCAGCAUUCAACAGGAUUAAUGUACCUGCUCUGGCAGGCUUCAUAUCAACCAUUUCAAUACAAGAGUUUCAAGAGAAAUGCAAUCGAAAGCUGGACGUUAUAUUCCAGAACCGACCAAGGUGGUGUUUUGCGUUGAGGGAAGCAGAAGAACUUACUGGAGUCGAUAUUUUUGGGGUGAAAUCGCCUCCAGGAGCAAGCGGAAGAGUUACAUUUGACCGUAACCAGACUGGAUGUGACAUUCCAGACAUUGCAACUUACCCGAGCACAGUAGUACACAACACAGUGCAUGAUUCAAAGAAGUUGGACAAAAUAUUUAAUUCGUCAGCAAAAUGUGCCAUGUUCCUGUACCCGUUCAAAUCCUUAUCGUUGCCGACAAUGGGCGAACCGCUGCCUAUCGAGUUACAUAACGCUACCAAGGUCGAACAGAUGACGUCAUCGGAGAACAUACACAGUGCAAAAGAUGACGUCAUACUUGCUGCGAUAGAACACGUCACGACAAGGCCGGUGUAUGUUGAGAAAAUAGCCGAGAACUUUAUUCGUGACAUCAUGAAAGUACAUGAUUUUGUAAGCGUUCAUUGGAGGUUUGAUAAGGAGAUGGUUGAUACGAUGUGCUCGUUGAACAGCAAAGAUGUAAUAUGCAAUGUAACUUUCACGCCUAAUCACCUAGCCCAUGCAAUUCUUGCCAUUCAAAGUCACAUUUUCAGCACCCAACGUCUUCCAGUGUACAUUGCAGCACCACCAACGCUGUCGCAGUUCAUACAACAGGUUCGGGAGAUUCUAGAAAAUCGAACAGCAAACAACACAAUGGGCACCGCCCAUAAAUUAGUAUGGGAUUUAAGCGAUUUAAAGCAGUACACAAAUGAAAACUAUUCUCCCGAACUCUGCCCUGACAUUCGGCCGACGCCAAACGAUUUCCUUUCUCUCGCGGAGAUGGAAAUAUGCUCAAGGAGUACUUCGUUUCUAUUUUCUCGAUUUUCUUCGUGGUCUGCAAUGGUGCUGCAUUCUAGACCAAAAAAGUCUUUCCCUUACGAUCGAUCAGCUUUUGAUCUUUCCGUAUCACCGUGAUAAUGUAAUACCUUGACUGCGUGCCUGCGACACUCAACUACAAACUAACGUGUCCAGGCCGUUGUACAACAACACUUAAAAACAAUACCAUUGUCUAUCUAACAUUUUCUCUGUAACAAUUCUGUUAUCGCAAGAUAAACGUAAAUAUGUUUAGUUAACUUCAAGUUAAAACUUACUUUGUUACUUUUUAUUUACCGUUAUUCGUAAUGUGAGUUCAAUGAAGCGUGUAUUGGUGUUCAUGCGUUUACAGUUUAUGUCUCCUUUAAGCAAUCAGCGCUGCCCGCAUUACUCGGGUUUGGCUUUCUUCUUUCCUUUCCUAUGUCCUUUAGUUGCAGUUGCAUUGACUUUAAGUUUAGUAUGCACGUUUAGUUUUACAGUCAGCAUUUAUAAAUCCGCUUGAAGUUUAUGGUUUUUCACCUAGUAUUCUUCAUAUUAAGAUGUAUAGUGGGGUGGGGGAAGAUGGGAAAUAUUUAGC